This is a messenger RNA of Sinocyclocheilus rhinocerous, 2561 nucleotides long. Its product is annotated as proline and serine-rich protein 1-like. The transcript has 12 exons. The record is from RefSeq and is a predicted model, not a curated record. The coding region runs from base 55 to 2505 and encodes 816 amino acids. NCBI's taxonomy places the organism in Eukaryota, Metazoa, Chordata, Actinopteri, Cypriniformes, Cyprinidae.
AUGCUGUAGGAGGAAUUGGUAAUCAAUACAGUGAUCAGAACAUCGACAGAGAAGAUGGACAAGAAAUCCUUUGAUAUCGUCUUGGACGAAAUUAGAAAGUGUGUUUUGACAGAUCAACGUAUCAAAGCUAUAGAGCAGGUUCAUGGGUAUUUCUCCAGUGAACAGGUGAUUGACAUUUUGAAAUACUUCUCCUGGGCAGAGCCACAGAUAAAGGCAGUCAAAGCCUUGCAACAUAAAAUGGUUGCAAUUCCAACAACGAAGGUUGCAAACAUCCUUAAUUGUUUCACGUUCUCAAAGGACAGAAUUAUUGUACUGGAACUCAUAGCUCUAAAUAUUUCUGAUGCCCAAAAUUUCCAUCCCGUGGAUGAUGCGUUCCGUACUUACCUCGCUGAGAAGCAGUGUGCAAGAAGAAUCCUAGAGCAGGUGUGUAAGGUGGGAUGUAAAGCUCCAGUGGCUAUGAUUUCAUCCUGCGGGAUGAUCCCAGGCAACCCUUACCCCAAAGGCAAACCCAGCCAGGUCACUGGAACAUUCCCUAGAAUUCCUGCCAAAAAGGAUGGAGACGAUGCAACCCUGGAUGGAAAGGGCAUUGCUGCACGCAUCCUCGGACCAAGCAAACCAUCACCAUCAACGUACAAUCCGCACAGACCUGUGCCAUACCCUAUCCCACCAUGUAGGCCACAUGCAACCAUCGCUCCAAGUGCGUACAACAAUGCAGGUCUGGUGUCAGUGGGUGGGGUCAUCACUGCCAAUGUGCCACCCCCACCCUACCGAGCCACUCCCAAUUUGGCAGGUUACAGCCGACCUAUCAGUCAACAAAAUCCAACCUUCAACAUCUCUGGCACACCUGCUAUUUCUCCUAAUAAUUCCACCGCAUCCACUCCUGCCACCUCCCAGCCUCAGCCUACCACACCAAUCACUCCAGUUUUUCCUGGCAUGGUCCCAUCCCAGAACCCUGUAACCCCCUCGCCUACUCCUGCCCCCUCGCCCUCAGUCAUCAAAGGGCCUCCUGUCCCAGCUGGCUCUCCCCAAGUUGCCUCAAACUCCAGUGGCCACACCACGCCAGUUCCUUCUCCGUUUCCUGGCAUGCCCCCUUCUGGUCGAAACACCCCUUCAGUCAUUAAAAGUCAUACCCCAUCUGGAACACCCUGUGGAACACCCGGGCCAAGUACAAGCAUCCCUUCUUCUCCCUUCCACAGUGCUCCCCACUCAGAAACACCUACUGGUGGACUCACAUCUACUCCCAGAGCAACUGGUGAUCCCUUGACUCCUCAUGGAGCUAUGGGAUUACACUCAAAGAAGGGGUACCCACCCUCCUCAGAUUCCCAGUCAGCACUUUUGCUCCCUGGCACUUCCUCUACCCAGUCACAUUCAGUUAUCCGUAGUUACACACCCUCAGGGAUGUCCUCCCUCACUCCUGGACGCUCUACUCCCAGCAUGCAAGGUGUUGGUGGAUUACCAGUGGCGCCUGCGUCUUCUAGUCCUAAGCCCUCUCCUGGACUGACCUCUCAGACAGCCAUGAGUAGCCCUGCUGGAGUUUUGUUUAUUGACCAACAUGCUAGCUCCAUGGCCCGGCAAAGUGGAGGUAGUGGAAGCAACAGUCCUGUCCCUUCUGCUUUCAAAGGUCCCUCCCGGUCUGGCACUCCUUCUCUUAGCUCUCUAGUAAUGCCAAACUCUGCUGUUCUUGCCCGACCCCUUGGCAUGGCCCAUGGUGCUGCCUCGCCACAGUCUUCUUUACCCAGCACUGCUGGUGUAUCUGGACUCCACAAUCUUUCCUCUGCUCUGGGCUCUCAGGCUAGAAGCAGCCCUGCUCCACAUUUUCCAGCCAUGUCUCCUUUCCAUGGAGCCCAGUCCUCCAUUUCCACCCCAUCCACUCCUACUCCUCCAGUCUCAUCUGUAUAUUCUGGCCUGGCUCACUCUAGUGCUCCCACGCCCUCCCCCUUUGGCCUGGGAUUGACCACAGCUCCCUCCGUGUUCCCGGGUCUUCCUUCCGGCCCAAAUCCUGCCUUCCCAGGAUUUGGAGGCUCAGGGCCCAUUGCAGCAGGUAGUCCGGUGCUGUCCUCCUUAAUGGGGCUUCCAGGAGCCUCUUCCUCAGUAGCCACCGUUGCACCUCUCCAGGCAGCAGCAGUCGCAGCAGCUGCUGCAGCAGGAGUCCCCUCCUCAUCUCCUGUGCUUCCUGGAUUCGCCUCUGCAUUCAGCUCUAACUUCAACCCCGCCCUUGUUGGCCAGGCUGGGCUAACUGGUAGUCUCCAGGCCCCUGGAGGUGCAGCUUUUCCAGGGUUCCUGUCUUUCCCCCCAGGGAUGCCCAGCUUCUCCACGACAGCAUCUCCUGCUGCCCUUUCUGGUCUUCACAACUCCGCCAUGCAAUCUGCUCUUUUGCAGGCUCACUCUGCAUCAGCGCUUGACAGUUACCCUCCCCAGCCAAAUGGAUUCACUAACUACCCUGCAGCUGCAGGCUCGAGCUUCCCUCUGCAGCCAGGCCUGCAUCCGCCACUGGGCUGGCAGUAACUCAUUGUGAGUUACAGAGGGCAGGCAUAUCGAAAACUAUGUGACAUUUUGUGUGA